AUGAGACGCGAGGACGAGACGGACGAAACCUCAGUUUUCAGACGGGUUGUGUUGAAGAACGCUUCGCCGUACCACUACAUGAAAAUCUGCCUGUAAGUAUAUGUAAGCUAUUUUUUUCAUCCAUCAUCUUGUACUUAAAGCUAAAAUAUACGAACAAUAUAAAUGUGUAUUUAUAAAACAUUCUGCGUGUGUCCUUCCUCAAACCUGGAUUUUCAUCAUACGUGUUUCUCUGUGUGCUCAGUGUGCUGGACGAUGAAUCCACGAAACUGAGCGCAGUCGACUUAAAGCUAUUCAUCCUCACAGGUCUAAAGAAUCUCUUUGGAGAGGUGAGGCUUUUAAAACAGUAGUAUUUAAUUAAAUUUCAACUUAAGAUCUUAUAUAUUCAGUUUUUAACUGUUUUCUUUCAAACAUAAAGUGACUGAUUACAUUUAACUGUCUUGAUUUAAAAAAAAGUGGCUUUUUAUGGUGAAACUGAGACAAAGACCCGUUUUAGUCUGAUAGGUCACCAGGUUAGGCUCUGAUCAGAUACUCAUCUGCAAAGUUAGAAGUGAACGUAGACACGACAGCCUGUGGUUUCAGGAUGUAUGUAGACGGGUAAAUAUUCACAGACUGUGUCAAAGUAAAGCGAAUAAACAAAAACAUUCAGUUUUCAUUCAUUCAUGUAUUUCAGGUGGGAGCGGCUAUAAGCUUCGACCUGUUGAAGUACGAUGAGGACACCCUCUCUGGUCUUCUUCGUGUCCCAAGCAGGUGAGACCUGAAACAGCAGCAACAUCAGGAGACUUCCAGUCCUCCUUCCAGGUUUUUCUCUCACAUGUGUCUGUGUGUUUUCAGGAGUUUGGUGAAGCUGUGGAGCUCUCUGACUCUGCUAGGCUUCUACCAGAACCAGGCCUGUGCCUUCAGAGUCCUGCAGGUCAGAAAAUUUCACUGCUGAAGCCUCUUUGUUUGAGAGUCACGGCUUCACUGUGUCACAUAUGUAGAGACUGUGAAAACGAUUGUGUAAAGGAGACUGUCUUUCUCUCUCUGAUGUGGUCCUCAGGUGUCUCCAUACCUGCUCUCGCUGACAGGAAACAGUCGUGAGCUGAAGCUGGACUGA
Xyrichtys novacula (pearly razorfish) is the source of this 1093-nucleotide messenger RNA. Lineage: Eukaryota; Metazoa; Chordata; Actinopteri; Labriformes; Labridae. The record is from the annotation of a GenBank genome assembly.